Bombina bombina (fire-bellied toad) is the source of this 252-nucleotide messenger RNA. Its product is annotated as E3 ubiquitin-protein ligase MARCHF6-like. The annotation marks the transcript as partial. The record is from RefSeq and is a predicted model, not a curated record. NCBI's taxonomy places the organism in Eukaryota, Metazoa, Chordata, Amphibia, Anura, Bombinatoridae. The transcript is spliced from 2 exons.
GCGCCGGCGGCAGGAAAUGUAGCCGUAGAUAAUGUGGCUGUUGACCAACCAGCUAACGUCCAAGUAGGUAAUGCAGUUGUAGGAGAAAAUCCUGAAAUUCAGGAGGAGCAUGCAGAUGAAGAGGAAGAGGACAAUGAAGAUGAUGAUGCAGCGAUUGAAGAUGCAGCUGAUGCAAACAAUGGAGCUCAAGAUGAUAUGAAUUGGAAUGCUUUGGAAUGGGAUAGAGCAGCAGAAGAGCUCACUUGGGAGAGG